This is a messenger RNA of Lingula anatina, 2169 nucleotides long. Its product is annotated as 2',3'-cyclic-nucleotide 3'-phosphodiesterase. Gene Ontology annotation, molecular function: 2',3'-cyclic-nucleotide 3'-phosphodiesterase activity. Gene Ontology annotation, biological process: cyclic nucleotide catabolic process. NCBI's taxonomy places the organism in Eukaryota, Metazoa, Brachiopoda, Lingulata, Lingulida, Lingulidae. Gene Ontology annotation, cellular component: membrane; cytoplasm. The record is from RefSeq and is a predicted model, not a curated record.
ACAUUUGAAAGACUAAUAGACAACAAUCGGUAAAAUCAAGCUGACACAGUGAAAGUGAAAGUUAGGUUAUGAUUGUUUUCAUACAGCGUAUGCGGUAUGGCUAGCUAUUUCUAUAUAUUUCUGUUCUUGGUUGUACUUAAGCACAUGCAGUACACCUCAGAAGCCCUAAGUAGGAGUACUAACACAUAGGUGGUGCAGCUUCCUGGUAAUGAGGAAAAAGAAAUCCAAAAAGAAGAAAAAACAACAACAUGACGAGUCAACAAAUUUCCCUUUCUUACAAGAUGCUGAUACAAUUGCUUACAUCAAGAGGUCGCAGGUUGUGUUUAUCAUGCGAGGUGUUGCUGGCUCUGGAAAGACAACUCUUGCUAAGCUGAUUAAGAAGAAGUAUAAACACUCAGUAUGCUGCACAUCGGAUGACUUUUUUAUGCAUGGUUCUGUGUAUAUGUUCGAUAUAUCACUAUUGAAUGAAGCACAUGCAGCCUGUCAGCAAAAAGCAUUAGAUGCCUUAGCUAGUGGUGCACCAGUGGUAAUUAUUGAUAGCACUAAUCUCAAACAGAGAAAAACACAGCAGUAUGUAGAACUUGCCCAUAAAUUUAACUAUCAUGUUAUAUUAGUGACACCCAAGACAUUGUGGAAUAAGGACAAAAAUGAACUUUUUAAGAAGAAUACACAUAAUGUGCCAUUAGAUGCUAUUGAGCAUAUGCUUGAGGACUUUGAAGAUAUGAUUCCAUUGUAUUAUGCUUGGUUUUUGAACUAUCCUGACUCGGAGAUGAUACUCCAGCAGGGAAUGUCAGUCUAUCAGGAAUGUUUUACAAAAGUGGAUCAGUUCAGAGAAUGUAUAAAAAACAAUAUAGGUUUUGGAGAGAACCGUGGAAGUGCUCGAAAUUACUACUCUCGUGAAGGUUUCGCUGGUGGUAACAAACUUCAUUGCACUGCCAAAUUUUGUGGCAAAGGAAAAGUGCCAGGUAGUGGAGACUAUGCAAGGAGUGAUAUUGUUCAACAGUCCAUGAACCGUUCAUCUAGCCUUGAGAUUAUAGGGAUUGUACUGACGCCGAAGACACUCACAGCUCGAGUGAGGCUUAGUAAAGAACAGUUAAAGCUAUGGGGAAAUGAAGAUGACUUGAAACGUGAUAAGGAUGAUGGUGCCUUAGAAACUUUGAUGAGCAAACUGACUGUCCUGGACAGUUCAAAGUCUUCAUCCCAAAAGGCAAAGAAACCACAAGCUGAAAAACAGAAACCUAGACAGCAUGGAGGUCCUAAAACAGAAGAUUUAAAGAAAGCAGCCAGUCGUAGAACAUUCAGUGCAUACAAUGUAUCUUCUGGAUAUGGUAGCAAAGCACACAUCACAAUUGGUUGUGCUAAGGGAUACUCACCUGUACAAGCAGGUAGUGAUCUGGUUGAAAUGAUAAGUAUGGAACCAGAGAUUUUAGGUAAUAGUGCAGUUCAAGCAAUUCAAAUUUCUGUGGGAAAAGCAGUUUACUUUGGGGAUGGCAGAUGUAUGGUGUACUUUAGAGAACCAUUACGUGUACAUAGCAUGUUUGGUGGAUAUUAUUGACAGCUGUCAGUUUGUCACUACACCAAAUUAUGUUGAAAGAAAGAUUAUGCAACAUCAGUGUAUCAGAUCUCGAAUUUAUUUGAUCAGGAAGCCAUCUUUGAUUAAGAUAUGAGUCACUCAGGUGAAUUCAGAUAAUAUUUUUUAUCAUUUACUCAUUUUUACUGAUGUGUGUACUCUGUAUGUAUCAUGAUAUUUGUAAGCUUUUAUUGUGAAAACUGGUUGACUGAUGUUAAAGUUUUGUUUUGCUUUAAACCUACUUUUUGAUUCACAUUUUUAAAUUAUCUUUUAAUGAUGAAGUGAUAUUGUACUGUAUAUACCAGUAUGUGAUAUAUUUUCUACAGAUUUACAUCUAACAAUCAUUAAAGGAUUUAAUAAUUAGUUUUCCUUUGAAGGUACUGUGAUUUAUUGGCUUCAGAAGUUAACAUACCAAGUUGCCAAAAAUAUACAAACUAUCAUUAUUGAUCUUCAGCGCCACUAUAUGAACUGAAGCAAUAACAAAAAUAUUAAAUUUUGUGCUAAAAUGAUGAAUUCUUGAGUCCACGCAUUGAUAAAAGUUGUUGUAGUGUUACACUUUUAGUUGUAAACAUGAUAUGAUGAAAUAAAUACUGAUACUG